Molecule: messenger RNA, 4714 nt
Organism: Myotis brandtii (Brandt's bat)
Lineage: Eukaryota; Metazoa; Chordata; Mammalia; Chiroptera; Vespertilionidae
Gene: PLXNC1
Product: plexin C1
Exons: 31
Coding region: 82-3804 (1240 amino acids)
Biological process (GO): regulation of cell migration; negative regulation of cell adhesion; regulation of GTPase activity
Cellular component (GO): semaphorin receptor complex
Molecular function (GO): semaphorin receptor activity; protein binding
Source: RefSeq, a predicted model, not a curated record
UGGGCGGGCGUGUUCAGCGCGGCCACCGGGGAGGGCCAGGAGAAGCGCUCCCCCGCCACCACGGCGCUGUGCCUCUUCAGGAUGAGUGAGAUCCAGGCGCGCGCCAAGAACUGCCGGCGGGACUUCUGGUCCCCGGAGCCCAACUGCAAAGAAGAUCAACCCGAGAAAGUGCAGCCAAUCGCGUCCUCUACCAUGAUCCAUUCCGACCUGACAUCUGUUUAUGGCACCGUGGUGAUGAACAGAGCUGUUCUGUUCCUGGGGACUGGAGACGGCCAGUUACUUAAGGUUAUUCUUGGUGAGAAUUUGACCUCAAAUUGUCCAGAGGUUAUCUAUGAAAUUAAAGAAGAAACACCUGUUUUUUACAAACUCGUUCCGCAUCCUGAGAAGAAUAGCUACAUCUAUCUAACAGCUGGAAAAGAGGUGAGGAGAGUUCGAGUUGCAAACUGCAAUAAGCACAAGUCCUGUUCGGAGUGCCUAACAGCGGCGGACCCUCACUGCGGCUGGUGCCAUUCGCUACAGAGGUGUACUUUUAAAGAUGAUUGUGUACAUUCAGAGAACUCAGAAAACUGGCUGGAUAUUUCAUCAGGAGCUAAAAUGUGCCCCCAAAUCCACAUCUCUCAAAGAAGUAAAGAUAAGAUUACAGUGACAUUAGUGGGAAGCAUCUCUCCAAGACACUCGGGGUGCAUGGUGAAGAACGUGGACACUGGCAGGGAGCUCUGCAAAAGUGCGCCCAAUGAGAGCUGCACCUGCAGCAUGCUGACCGCAGCAUCCUACAAAGAUGUUUUAGUUGUCGACGUGACGUUCUCCUUCGGUUCUUGGCAUUUAUCAAAAAGAUUCAACUUUACCAACUGCUCGUCAUUAAGAGAAUGCCCAGCGUGUAUUGGAACUGGCUGUGCUUGGUGUAAAAGUGAGAGAAAGUGUAUCCACCCCUUCACGGCCUGCAGCCCUUCUGAUUACGACAGAAACCAGGAACCUUGUCAAGUUGCUGUUGAGAAGCCGGAACCAUCCAAGACAGCAGGAGGAGGCGGGUUCGAGGGGAAUAAGAUGAACAGAACCAACCAGGGCAGGCAGGUCUUCUCUGUUAAGUCCAUUGAGCCACAGAAAAUAUCAACCUUAGGGAAAAGUAACGUGAUAGUCACAGGAGCAAACUUCACGCGGGCGUCUGAUAACAUCGUCAUGAUCCUGAAAGGAACCAGUACUUGUGAUAAGGAUGUAGUACGGGUGAGCCACGUGCUAAAUGACACCCACAUGAAAUUCUCCCUGCCAUCAAGCCGGAAAGAGAUGAAGGAUGUGUGUAUCCAGUUCGACGGCGGGAACUGUUCUUCCGUGGGGUCCUUGUCUUACAUCGCUCUGCCGCGCUGUUCCCUCAUCUAUCCUGCUACCACCUGGAUCAGUGGUGGUCAAAAUAUAACCAUCAUGGGCAGAAAUUUUGAUGUAAUUGACAACUUAAUCAUUUCACAUGAGCUAAAAGGAAACAUAAACGUCUCUGAACAGUGCGUGGCGACUUACUGCAGUUUCUUAGCACCCAGUUUAAAGAGUUCAAAAGUGCGUACAAAUGUGACUGUGAAGCUGAAAGUUCAGGAGACCUACUUGGAUUGUGGAAGCUUGCAGUACCUCGAGGACCCCAGGUUUACAGGGUAUCGGGUUGACCCCGAGGUGGACACAGAAUUGGAAGUAAAAAUUCUGAAAGAAAAUGACAACUUCAACAUUUCCAAGAAAGACAUUGAAAUUACUCUCUUCCAUGGGGAAAAUAAGCAGUUAAAUUGCAGCUUUGAAAACAUUACUCGAAAUCAAGAUCUCACCACCAUCCUCUGCAAAAUUAAAGGCAUCAGAGCUGCAAGCAGCAUUGCCUCCUCGUCCAAGAAAGUUCACGUCAAACUGGGAAACUUGGAGCUCGAUGUCGAGAAGGAAUCAGUUGCUUCCCCUCUGUACUUUCUGAUUGGCCUUCCCAUCUUGCUCGUCAUCGUCAUCUUUGCAGUGGCCGUGGGGGUGACCAGACACAAGUCGAAAGAGCUGAGUCGCAAGCAGAGCCAACAACUGGAGCUGCUGGAGAGCGAGCUCCGGAAGGAGAUCCGCGAUGGCUUUGCUGAGCUGCAGAUGGAUAAAUUGGAUGUGGUUGAUAGUUUUGGAACUGUUCCCUUCCUUGACUACAAACAUUUUGCUCUGAGAACUUUCUUCCCCGAGUCAGGUGGCUUCACACACAUCUUCACUGAAGAUAUGCAUAACAGAGAUGCCAAUGACAAGAAUGAGAGACUCACAGCUUUGGAUGCCCUCAUUUGUAAUAAAAGUUUCCUUGUUACUGUCAUCCACACCCUUGAAAAACAGAAGAAUUUUUCAGUGAAGGACAGGUGUCUGUUUGCCUCCUUCUUAACCAUCGCACUGCAAACCAAGCUGGUCUAUCUGACCAGCAUCCUGGAGGUACUGACCAGGGACCUGAUGGAACAGUCCAGUAACAUGCAGCCGAAACUCAUGCUGAGGCGCACUGAGUCCGUGGUUGAAAAACUCCUCACAAACUGGAUGUCCGUCUGCCUUUCUGGCUUCCUGCGGGAGACUGUUGGAGAGCCGUUCUAUUUGUUGGUGACGACUUUAAACCAGAAAAUAAACAAGGGUCCCGUAGAUGUGAUCACGUGCAAAGCCCUGUACACCCUUAACGAAGACUGGCUGCUGUGGCAGGUCCCGGAAUUCAGCACUGUGGCGUUAAACGUCGUCUUUGAAAAAAUCCCGGAAAACGACAGUGCAGAUGUCUGUCGGAAUAUUUCAGUCAAUGUUCUUGAUUGUGAUACUAUAGGCCAAGCCAAAGAAAAGAUUUUCCAAGCAUUCCUCAGCAAAAACGGCUCUCCUUAUGGACUUCAGCUGAAUGAGAUUUGUCUUGAGCUUCAGGUGGGCAUGCGGCAGAAAGAACUCCUGGACAUCGACGGCUCCUCCGUGAUCCUGGAAGACGGAAUCACCAAGCUAAACACCAUCGGCCACUACGAGAUAUCAAAUGGAUCCACUAUAAAAGUCUUUAAGAAGAUAGCAAAUUUUACUUCAGAUGUGGAAUACUCGGAUGACCACUGCCAUUUGAUUUUACCAGAUUCGGAAGCAUUCCAGGACGUGCAAGGAAAGAGACAUCGAGGGAAGCACAAGUUCAAAGUAAAAGAAAUGUAUCUGACAAAGCUGCUGUCGACCAAGGUGGCAAUCCACUCUGUGCUUGAAAAACUUUUUAGAAGCAUUUGGAGUUUACCUAACAGCAGAGCCCCGUUUGCUAUAAAGUACUUUUUUGACUUUUUGGACGCCCAGGCUGAAAACAAGAAAAUCACUGAUCCUGAUGUCGUACAUAUUUGGAAAACAAACAGCCUUCCUCUUCGCUUUUGGGUCAACAUCCUGAAGAACCCCCAGUUCGUUUUUGACAUUAAGAAGACGCCGCACAUAGAUGGCUGUCUGUCAGUGAUCGCCCAGGCAUUCAUGGACGCGUUUUCUCUCACGGAGCAGCAACUCGGGAAGGAAGCACCAACUAAUAAACUUCUCUAUGCCAAGGAUAUCCCAACCUACAAAGAGGAAGUAAAAUCUUAUUACAAAGCAAUCAGGGAUUUGCCUCCAUUGUCACCUUCAGAAAUGGAAGAAUUCUUAACUCAGGAAUCUAAGAAACAUGAAAAUGAAUUUAAUGAAGAAGUGGCCUUGACAGAAAUCUACAAAUACAUCGUAAAAUAUUUUGAUGAGAUUCUAAAUAAACUAGAAAGAGAACGAGGGCUGGAAGAAGCUCAGAAACAACUCUUGCAUGUAAAAGUCUUAUUUGAUGAAAAGAAGAAAUGCAAGUGGAUGUGAGCACUGGCUUAAUCUGGCAAAGUUCUUCAGACGACCUGGGAGCAAAAUGGCUGCUUGAGCUACUCUGUGUCGUUAAUUUUUUAAGUUUGCACAUAGGUUCCAUUCUGAGCACUGUCUGUAAGAGACCAAGGCACAUGCACAGCUUUUAGAAAGCAUACCAACUAUUGUGCCUGUGUGUGUACAGGGAACCCUUCUGUAAAUAGAGCUGAAGUGGUUGUUGCAAACAGCCUCCUUGUUUACAGAGAAUACGGGGCCAGUAAGCAAGUGUCAGUAUUGUAACUACAGUCUCCACUUAAGCACAAUGAUACAAGUGGUUUUGUUUGAAAACUAGUUAUGUACCACUUGUGACUACACUGCAGCUCUGCAGAAGAGGGACGCUGCCAGUGAUCGAAACAGAAUGUGAAAGGAGUACAUUGGAAACAAGGUGGAGGUGUUAGGGCAACCUGGAAGGUUCGCAGCAUUGAAACUUUCCCCAGCAGUUCUUGGAAAAGCUGGCUGCAGAAUUUGGUAGUGUGUACACUUAGCAUUUGUGAGUGUGUGCGUGUGUGUUUUUAAACCAAAAACUAACAGUGUUGCAACAUUGUUGAAAGGGCUGUGUUUUUCAGUGGUCACUCCAUCCACCUCGCCUCCAUUUCACUAAGGGACUCUAAAGCAAGGAGCAACAGGCUUCAUGGAAAUGCAACAGCAUUUUACCCAGACACUUUGUCUCAUUUUAUUUUUUGCAAACUAAAUGUAUUUGAUGGUGGACAUGGUGGAUGUUUAAGAAAAAUCAUUAGUUAACUUCGAUCAGAUCUGUGGAAGAGUAACUCACUCCCCUAAUCCUACAGUUCUAUCCUAGUGUCUCCUUGCUUUAGAGUUCUAGUGAACCCUGUGGUUAUAAAUACUUGUGUGUGAUUCAAAAAAAAAAAAA